Rangifer tarandus platyrhynchus (Svalbard reindeer) is the source of this 597-nucleotide messenger RNA. The record is from the annotation of a GenBank genome assembly. Lineage: Eukaryota; Metazoa; Chordata; Mammalia; Artiodactyla; Cervidae.
AUGCGCCUGUCAGUCCGGGCGCUGCGCCGCGCUCGGCCCGAGCUGUUUGUAAAUUACAUUAGCCGCGCCUUUAUUGCACCCGAACCUCCGGCGACUGAAAAGCCGCCGCCCCCACCCCAAACUGCGAGCCGCGCUCCCGGAGCACCCGCCUCCCGCCGGCCUGACUGUGAUGGCAGCGCUGGCCCGGAGAUCUCGGGCUCUCCAACCCGGGAUUUGGCGCCCGAGAAGGGCGGCAAGAGCCCAGUCGGGGAGGUAUGCAGCCGCCGCGCGGGCCAGUCUGUUCAUCUCUCCACACCUGACAUUGGUCUGCAAGACAGGAUCGCAAGGACAACCCUGUUCCUCCUGUCUCCCAGUCCCUCAGGACCAGCAGAGUUCAGGAUUAUUGUGAGGUUGCCAGGAAGGUUCCCAUCCUAUUUUGAGCCCAGAAGCAGAGAGGAAGAACAAACAGAAGGAGAGAGUUGGGCCAGUAGGAGUGGCAGGAAAUAUACCUCCUCCCCAGUAGCUCAGGGGACUAUGCAGAGGAGGCACGUGAGAUGGACUGAUGGCACCUGGACCCCAGACGGCUCCACCACUGCCCGGCAGUGUGUUCUUGGGUAA